AUGGAGGGCGGCAAGGAGGCCAUGGAGCAGGCCGACAUCGUCGUGUUCGGCGGCGGCUCGUUCGCCACCGCGCUGGCCUACGUUCUCUCCAAGAACCACCACACCGUGACGCUGCUCACCCGCAACGAGGCCGUGGCCCAGUCCAUCAACGAACAGCACCGCAACCCCAAGUACCUCUCCGCCUUCACGCUGCCGCCCAACGUGCGCGCGUCGACCCGGGCCGAGGACGUGGUGCCGCAGGCGCGCUACAUCGUGCACGCCGUACCCGUGCAGGCCAGCCGGGAGUACCUCCAGCGGCUGGCGCCGCUCAUCGCGCCCGACACGCCGAUCAUCUCCUCCCUGUCGCGCAACCGCACGGUGGGCAAGCGCCUGGGCUCGGGCGAGUCGCUCGAGAGCAUCCUCGCGACCAUGGAGGAGGUGGCCGAGGGCGUGGCCACGACGCCGGCCGCGUGCAAGCUGGCCGAACAGUACGGGCUCGACCUGCCCAUCAUCAAGGCCGUGGCGGCCAUCCUGCGCGGCGACCUCCAGGCCCGCGAGGCCGUGCUCCACCUCAUGACCCUCCCUCUCUCCGACGAGAAGACCUGGUAG
Acanthamoeba castellanii str. Neff is the source of this 588-nucleotide messenger RNA. Its product is annotated as glycerol-3-phosphate dehydrogenase, putative. Gene Ontology annotation, molecular function: glycerol-3-phosphate dehydrogenase [NAD(P)+] activity; NAD binding. The record is from RefSeq and is a predicted model, not a curated record. The transcript has 2 exons. Gene Ontology annotation, cellular component: glycerol-3-phosphate dehydrogenase (FAD) complex; cytosol. Gene Ontology annotation, biological process: glycerol-3-phosphate catabolic process; carbohydrate metabolic process. Lineage: Eukaryota; Discosea; Longamoebia; Acanthamoebidae. The coding region runs from base 1 to 588 and encodes 195 amino acids.